AUGGAGAACAUACCUUAUGCUACAGUGGUUGGGUGUCUUGGAUACAUUCAAGUUUGUACAAGGCCAGGCAUUGCUUUUGCCGUCAAGAUGCUAGGACGGUACUUGAAAAAUCUAGAUGUUGUCGAUUAUUCUGAUGCGGACUUUGCCGGUUGUUUUGGUUCUCGAAGAUCAACUUCAAGAUACGUCUUUGUCAUGGCCGAUGGGGCUAUCUCGUGGAGAAGUGUUAAACAGUCCUUAAUAACUACUUCUACCGUGGAAGCCGAGUUCGUUACCUAUUACGAGGAAACUUCACAAGGUGUGUGGCUCAAGAAUUCCAUCUCUGUGCUUAGAGUUAUGGACUCUAUAUCUAAGCCAUUGAAAAUUUACUAUGACAGCUCCGUUGUGGUCUUUCUAGCUAAGAACGACAAAAAUGAAAGUCGAAGUAAGCACAUCGACAUUAAGUUCUUAGCCAUUAGGGAGCGUGUCAAGAACCAACUUGUGAUCAUUGAACACAUUAGUAUUGGGUUGAUGUUAGCAUAUCCCUUUACUAAAGCCAUGCCUCUAUUUAGAUUCAAGGAUCUUGUUGAGAAACUGAGACUUUAG
Molecule: messenger RNA, 582 nt
Organism: Ipomoea triloba (trilobed morning glory)
Lineage: Eukaryota; Viridiplantae; Streptophyta; Magnoliopsida; Solanales; Convolvulaceae
Product: secreted RxLR effector protein 161-like
Exons: 2
Coding region: 1-582 (193 amino acids)
Source: RefSeq, a predicted model, not a curated record